AUGACUCAUCGAGGAGCCACUGGGGCUGAUUCUCGCGACGGCGAUGGCGCAGGUGUCAUGAGUGGCAUCCCGCACGAAUUCUUCAAGGCAGAGGCAGAACGCCUCCUCGAUGCUCCUCUCCCUGCCGCAGGCCAGUACGCGGUCGGAAAUCUGUUUUUGAACCCAAAGGACACCAACGAUCAAGAAAAACACAAGUCCAUCUUUUCCAAUAUCGCUGCGGACCUUGGUUUGCGCGUUCUGGGCUGGCGAAGGGUGCCGACCGACGGUUCGAUUCUCGGUCCGGCCUCCAGCUCCCGCGAGCCGGCAAUUUUCCAGCCUUUUGUCGUGCUCAGGGCCCAUUACGGCGACGGGAACCACUGUGCGAAUGGAGAGUUUGACGAGAGACACUUUGAACGCCAACUCUACGUGCUUCGCAAGCAUGCUACCCAUACCAU
Molecule: messenger RNA, 434 nt
Organism: Acaulospora colombiana
Lineage: Eukaryota; Fungi; Glomeromycota; Glomeromycetes; Diversisporales; Acaulosporaceae
Source: the annotation of a GenBank genome assembly